Corticium candelabrum is the source of this 1006-nucleotide messenger RNA. RefSeq lists its product as uncharacterized. Gene Ontology annotation, biological process: signal transduction. Bases 53 to 988 code for a protein of 311 amino acids. The transcript is spliced from 5 exons. Lineage: Eukaryota; Metazoa; Porifera; Homoscleromorpha; Homosclerophorida; Plakinidae. The record is from RefSeq and is a predicted model, not a curated record. Gene Ontology annotation, molecular function: protein binding.
UUCCGUCCGUUGCCUGUACGCCACUCACUCUGUUGGUCGGUCCUCAUGAAGCAUGGUAAGCAUGUCUAACUACAGAUUAGCGCCAUAUUAUCACCAAGAGCAAUUUCCAUUGCUCCGCCCUAUUGACGGACGUACUAUUGCUUUACUUGGGAAAGAAAUGGGACGAGAUUGGUACCUAUGCGGGAUUUAUCUUGGAAUCAGGAAUGCCAGUCUGCAGUCGAUUCAAGACCGCAACACUAGAAGUCUGGAAACUAUGUCCGUCGAGAUGUUGGAGCAAUGGAAGAAGAUGAAGGGAGAUUGUGCGUCAUCGGAAGAACUUCACGACGCGUUCGUGAAGUUGGGAAGAAGAGACUUAGCAGAAAUGCUGGAAACUGAUCCACCACUAAGAGAAAGAUGUAAUGCAUUGGAUAAAAGAGAGGUUCAGCCACCAAGACAGACAUUGAGGAAAUCCUGUACUGCAGGUUGUCAUAGAAAAGGCAAUCUGUCUAAGUCUACUAGUGCCACUGCAAGCAAUGACCGCAAGUCUAGAGACGAUUCUUAUCUUGAUGAGGCCUCUGAACAAUGGGAUAUCGUACGAGCACAUCAUACAGUGGAAUACCAAGCAGUUCAACAACCCAUCAAUAGGUCUAGCACAGUUUCUCUUCAUCCAGUCAACAUAUUCCCUGGCUACUACGAAUUUUUGUCAAGAGAACAAGGAACAAGGAAAUUAUACAGGGCAAAAGACGGUACCUACUUGAUUCGGCAGCGUCUUCCAAAAUCACAAGAAGAAAAGUUCCAUAGGCACACGCUUAUGGUUAUAGUUCAAGGUGAAAUUUCUAACAUUAGGAUUCUUAUGAAAGAAGAUCAGCGGUUGUACUUAGAGUCCAGUGAACUGCCAAUUUAUUUCAAGACUCUGUUUGAAUUAGUUGAAUGGCAUAAGACAAAUAGUUUUAUAGAUGUAUCUGACAAAGGCUGUCACCGUGUUAAAUUAAUCCGUCCUGUGGAGUAAAACACAACUGGCCAGAGA